Molecule: messenger RNA, 2519 nt
Organism: Alexandromys fortis (reed vole)
Lineage: Eukaryota; Metazoa; Chordata; Mammalia; Rodentia; Cricetidae
Product: olfactory receptor 7E24-like
Exons: 1
Biological process (GO): G protein-coupled receptor signaling pathway
Cellular component (GO): plasma membrane
Molecular function (GO): G protein-coupled receptor activity; olfactory receptor activity
Source: RefSeq, a predicted model, not a curated record
ACAUCUGUGCCCGAAUUCCAAUUCAUUCAACUCUCAGAGGAUCCAGACCUACAGCCUGUUCUCUUUGGCCUCUUCUUGUCCAUGGACCUCUUGGCCCUGUUUGGAAACCUGCUCAUCAUCCUGACAGUAAGCUCUGACUCCCAUCUCCACACACCCAUGUACUUCUUCCUCUCCAACCUGUCCAUAGUUGAUAUUGGUUUCAUCUCCACCACUGUUCCAAGGGUGAUUAUGGACAUCCAAACUCACUGCCGAGUCAUCUCCUAUGUGGGCUGCCUGACACAGAUGUCACUGUUUAUAAUUUUUGCAUCUAUGGAUGAUAUACUUCUGGCUGUGAUGGCAUAUGACCGGUUUGUGGCCAUUUGUCACCCUCUGUAUUACCAGGUUAUCAUGAAUCCCAGUCGCUGUGGUGUCUUACUUCUAGGGUCUUUUCUUCUUAGCCUUGCAGAAUUACUCAUGUACUAUGCAGCAAUAUUAAAUUUUUCCAACUGUGAAGAGUUUAUUGAAAUUUCCAACUUCUUCUGUGACCCUUCUGAAGGACUUAAACUUGCCCACUUUGAUCCUGUCACUAAUACCAUAUUCAGAUUCAGUAUAGCCACUCUCUUUGGGCUGCUUCCUAUGUCAGGAAUCAUUUUCUCUUACUUUAAAAUAGUUUCCUCCAUCACAAGGUCACCAUCAUCAAGUGGGAAGCACAGAACCUUCUCCACCUGUGGGUUUCAUUUGUCCAUUGUUUGCUUGUUUUAUGGAACAGGAAUAGGAGUGUACUUCAAUUCCUUUCUGUCACAUUCUCCAUUAAAUAAUGCAGUGGCCUCAGUGAUGUACACUGUGGUCACACCUAUGUUGAAUCCCUUCCUAUACAGCCUGAGGAACAAGGACAUUAAAACUUCUUUAAGGAAGAUUCUUAACAGAACAUUGUAAUAAUUGACAUUAUUUGUUAAUUUACAUUAACUUAUGUAUAUAUGCAUUAAUGAAUAUGCAUUUACACACCUAUAUAUUAAUUGUUCUUAUAAACUUCAGUUAAUGUCACAUAUUCUUUUCCUAACUGAUACUUUAUAAUAUUGCAUGAGAAAGUGGUGGUCAUUGAAGGUGAAAAUAUGGUGUAUGGGUAGUGAGUUGUUUUGAAGAUAAAAGUCCGCAUAGUUAGUGGUAUCUUUAGGAGGUUUAGCCCUGUUGGACAAAGUGUGUCACUGAGGAGGCUGCCUUAGAGGUCUCUCUUGGUCAUCCAAUAAACUUCCUUUUGAUGACAAGGUAUAGCCCUCUCAGUUCCAGCACCACAUCUGCCUGCAUAACAUCAUACUCCUUGUCUUGAUGAUAAUAGAAUGAACCUCUGAAACUGUAACCAGUCACUUUAAUUAAAGAUUUUCUGUAUAAGAGUUGUUGUAGUCAUAGACUCACUUCAUAGCAAUAGAAAACACUAACCAAAACAGAAAUUGGUACCAGGCACUGGGAUAUUGUUGUGAUAUACCAGACCAUGUGUUUGGAGGAAUUUGGACUUUGGUAUUUUGGGGUAUGAAGGUAGUGUGUUGCAAAGAGAGGGGGCCCUUUGUCCCGGCUGCUGGGCUAUCUCACACCUGAAAUAAUCACACAGAAACUGUAUUCAUUAAAACACUGCUUGGACCAUUAGCUUAUUGGUUAAUUCUUAAAUCUUAAUUUAACCCAUUUCUAUUAAUCUGUGUAUCACCAUGUGACUGUGGCUUACUGGCAGGAUUAUAACCAGCAUUUGUCUCAGGCAGAAGACACAUGGUGUCUCUUACUCUGCCCUUCUUCCAAGCAUUCAGUUCUGUCUUCUCCACCUACCUUAGUUCUGCCCUACCAGGCCCAAAGCUGUUCUUUAUUCAUUAACCAGUGAAAGCAAGACAUGAACAGAAGAACCUCCUACACCAUUUCCUUUUUUUCUGUUUAAACAAAAAGAAAGACUUUAACUUUAACACAGUAAUAUUACAUAUAACAAAACAGGUAUCAAAUUAAAGUUACAGUUAUAAUACAUAUAUUUACUUUAUCUUUUAUCACAACUAAGGAGAACUAUAUAUAACUAUAACUAUAAAUUCUUCAACUCCAUCAAAGACUCCAGAAGGAUAUAAUAUUACCUAAGUAAACAGAAAGUGCAUUGUAAGCAACUUUCAAAGCUCUAGAAAUUACAAAGACAUCUUGCUGCCUGACAGUUACCCAAUGUUCUUCUAUACCAUUGGGGCAUCCAUCUUCGACCUUCAGGCCCAUAGUAUCCAGCAGACUUUUCCAUGAAGCAGGAAAUUUGAAAGACAGUUCUGCCUAUAUUGGCAGUUUUCAGUUACUUCCUUCCAUGUCCUGAAGAAUGUCUCACAGACUCUUUCAUGAAGCAGGAACCCCGAAGGACCAUCUUACCUUUUGGCAAGUUUAGCAGUCAUCUCUCUGUGGUUUCUUCAUGUCCAGUUUAUGUAACAGUCCAGGCAAGAGCAUUUUCAUUCUUUUUGUUUCUUUUCUCUCUCUUUAUAUAUAUAUAUUUAUAUUGAAAAAAUUUGCGCCUCCUCCCCACCUCCCAUUUC